Rubroshorea leprosula is the source of this 739-nucleotide messenger RNA. The record is from the annotation of a GenBank genome assembly. Lineage: Eukaryota; Viridiplantae; Streptophyta; Magnoliopsida; Malvales; Dipterocarpaceae.
AUUAUAAGCAUAUGGGGUGGCUAUCGAAAAGCUCUAAUAAUGUUUUUUCUCUCUAGGUUUGAGAGUGGCUUUCUUCUCCUAGUGUUGGGAGUCAAACAAUCCUUGUUCCUCUAGUUUUCACUCAAAAACUCUUGUUUACGACCAAAGCAAAUCCUGACAUCGAUGACUAAACCAAGCAUCAAAGAUCUUAUGGUGGCUCUUGGAGGCAAGUUGUCACUAACGGCUGAGGAAGAUGUUGGGCUAGAUCUCGACACUGACAAGCAGAACAAUCAGCUAAUAGGGAUGGCUAAGUGGUGUUUGGUCAACAUGCUCUUGACAAGGAGUCGAUACAAUUUGGAAGCACUAAAGAAUACGCUAGCUAGUGUUUUGGUAGAAGGACCUUGGCAUUUUGUCAAUCAUACCAUGGUCUUGAAGGAGGCACAUGGAGCAGAAACAGGGCUACCAAUCGGUGUUGGGAUAAGCCGACUUAUUGAUGUUAACGCAAGAGAUAGGGAUACAUGAGGCUUUGAGUUUAUCCAAGUAAGAAUGGGCAUUGAUACUAGGAAGCCGCUUUGAAUGGGGAUGAGACUCUCACUAAAAGAGGAUCGAUUUGGGUGUCUUUUCAAUAUGAACACCUCUAGAAUUUCUGUUAUUAUUGUGGCAAGUUAGAUGAUGUAAAUUGAGACUAUGAGUUAGGACUGCAGAUGUACAUGGUAGGAACAAUGAGUCAUCCAUGUGACAAUACACUUCGAGCAAUAUC